Sipha flava (yellow sugarcane aphid) is the source of this 2061-nucleotide messenger RNA. Its product is annotated as tetraspanin-17-like. The transcript is spliced from 5 exons. Gene Ontology annotation, cellular component: membrane. Bases 647 to 1951 code for a protein of 434 amino acids. Lineage: Eukaryota; Metazoa; Arthropoda; Insecta; Hemiptera; Aphididae. The record is from RefSeq and is a predicted model, not a curated record.
GGCCGUACACGGCGUCGCGUUUCUCAUUCAUAGUUCGCGCCGUGACGCAGAAAGUUCCGAAAGUGCGCGCGCCGGACGAAGUGCGGCAGAGCGCAAAUGUAAGGGUACCGUUUUCCGUUUCGCGCGUUCGUUCGGUUUCGCGAAUUCGGUCUUCUCGCCGACCGGCAAAACAGUUCUCCCACGACGGCAACACCGGACGACGCACGUGUACGUUUACGCGCACCGAAACGAUCGUUGUUAUCACGAUGUCGUCCACGUUAUCGUCCGGCCGUCCGCGGCGUUGUGCGCGCCGUUUCCGUGACUCCAUUCGCCGUUAACUCGGACGCGGUUCGCGAUCGGACUGCGCGGGAAUUUCUGGUCUCGAAACGAUCGUAAACGAAUAACCCGUCGUCACCCCGCACCGGACAACAAAGAAAUAUUGUUGUGACAUAAUCGCGAGUUGUGUUCGUAAAUGCGUCGAUCGGACAACAUCAGCAGCAGCAGCAGCAGCAGCAGCGACGACGACGACUCGCGGAGCGCAGCAGCUACGUACGUACUGCACAUCGAGACGAAUGGACGCGGUCCGAACGGACUAGACGACAAUAUCCGAAAUCGGUGUCGGCGGCGGCGGCGGUUAUUUCGACAUUGAGCGGAUGAAGUUACCCCCAUGAUGCCCGUUAUGCUGAUCCAGCACCACUUGGCCGCUGACGUAUUCGAGUGCUUUACCGUUCGGAUGACGGUAUCCCGUUCACCGGCACACCGGGCAAUGCGCUACUACCGUAUCUGGAUAUACACGUGCAACACCGUGCUGAUGGUGUGCGUGGUGUGCUUCGUGGUGAUCGCCUACCAGCUGGUGGUGGCCGACCAGCGACGACACCUGGUGCCCGGACUGGACCUGUGCCAUCCCAGCCUGCUGUACGUGUACGCCGCGCUGUUCGUCCAGUGCACCGUGCUGCAGAUCGUCGGCUUCCUGGGCGCGCGGUCGCUUAGUGAGCGGCUGCUGAACGUCUACUGGCUGCUGCUGCUCGGGCUGCUGGUCGGUGACGCCGUGCUGGGCGUGUACUGGCUGUAUAGGUACGACAAAAUGGUGGCCAGGCUCAAGCCGGCGCUCCGGGACCGGUUGGCCAAGGACUACGGCCGUGACCGGCGGUUCGCCGCCGUCUGGGACGACCUGCAGCGCGAUCACGAGUGUUGCGGCGUCAACGGGCCCCAGGACUUCUUCAACGUGACCGUGCAAGUCGGCGGCACCGGCGCUGAACGAUUGGUCGACUACACGACCGUGCUGCCGGACAGCUGCUGCUACCACAAACCGGAGGCGGUCGCGUCGCCUUUCCGGAGGGACUACUGGCAGCCGCCGACAACGACCACGGCCGUAUGGACGACGGUCCAGGUGGAAGAGCACGACAACAUGGAAGAGAUGCCCAUCAAGUGCCGGCUCGGUCUUUACCGAUAUUACUAUACCGGCUGCGAACGGGCAUUGAUGGCGUGGAUACGCAGGAGUGCGGACGUCCUGUUCGUCCUCGGUUACUGCGUGAUAUCAUUUUUGAAACUGUGUUUCCUGGGUAUCCUGAGGUAUGAAAUUCGAGAAAUGAUUCAAAAAAUUAAAAUACUUCAUGGAGAUACAGCUAGACUAGAAUUAGUCAAUGUACCCCAAUCUACAGGGAAGUUGUUACAAAAAGUUGAACAUAAUGGUAGUGUAGUACGUGUAUCUACUCCUAUGAGACAAGACUCUCAGCAAGAAGGAAGUUCAGAUGCAGUGAAACCUCUAUUAAAAGGUCGUUCAGUAGAAGCGACAUUCAGGGUAAAGUCCUCAAAUACGGACGGUAAUGAAUCAGACACGAAUAGCCACAGUGCGUUGUUACUUUGUGAUGACAAACGUUUGACAGGCUCGUCUAGUAAGAGUAAUUAUGAACUUCACGAGUUAAAAGAUGUAAAUCGGUUACUAACUACCAGACACAAGAAUCAAAUAUGACUACGAAGAUGCGUGACAGCUUGGUUCAAAGUAAUUGACAGCAACCCAAAAUGUCCAUUGCUAACGACACCAAAACAACAAUAUAAGAGUUAUAAGAGUUAUAAGAAAAA